AUGGGUCAACAAGUUUUCUCCUUGUUGGAAAGAAAGAAAUUGUUAUCCCUUCUUAGCAUUAUUACCUUUGCACUGAUUUUAGCAUUCCAUUGCUAUUUUAAGCUUCCUUGUGGCAGUAACGUUCUACAACACUCUCUUGAGAGUGUUCAUAAAACUAUGAUGGUCAACAAUUCAUAUGUCAAUGUAAUUGACAAUCAUUCUUCUAUCACAAUGAUGCCUAAGGAGACUGAAGGAUCUCUUGUAAAAGUUCCGGAGAUGACAUCAAUUUCGGAAAUGGACAAGCUAUUGCUUCAAAACCAUUCUUCGUAUCAAUCUAUGAGGCCAAGGUGGUUUUCAGCUGUUGAUCAAGAGUUACUGCAGGCCAGAUCAGAGAUUGAAAAUGCACCAGUUGUCACUGAUGUUGGAAACCUUUAUACUCCCCUUUUUCGCAACAUUUCCAUGUUUAAGAGGAGCUAUGAACUGAUGGAAAAGAUUCUCAAGGUUUAUGUAUACAGAGAAGGAGCUAAGCCGAUAAUGCAUUCGCCAAAUCUUUUGGGAAUUUAUGCUUCCGAGGGAUGGUUCAUGAAGCUGAUGGAAGCAAAUAAAGUAUUUGUGACUAAAGAUCCAAAAAAUGCUCACCUGUUUUACCUGCCUUUCAGUUCUCAAAUGCUAGAGGAAACAUUGUACAUUCAAAAUUCGCCUAGUUAUAGCAACCUAAUGCAGUAUUUGAAUAACUAUGUUGACACGAUUGCCGCGAAACAUCCUUUCUGGAACAGAACAGGAGGUGCUGAUCAUUUUCUUGUUGCUUGCCAUGAUUGGGCACCUUCAGAAACAAAUGAGCGAAUGACGAAGUGCAUAAGAUCCCUAUGCAAUGCUGAUUUGAAAGAAAGUUUUGUGUUAGGGAAGGACACAUCACUUCCUGAAACAUAUGUCCGCAAUGCUCAGAUUCCAACCAGAGGUCUUGGUGGAAAAUCAGUUUCAAAGAGGAAAACUCUUGCGUUUUUUGCAGGCGGUAUGCAUGGUUAUGUUCGUCCGAUUCUGUUGCAGCACUGGGGAAAUAAAGAUCCCGACAUGAAAAUCUUCGGUGAAUUGCCAAAGUCUAAGGGAAACAAGAACUACAUCCAGUACAUGAAGGGAAGCAAGUACUGUAUUUGUCCAAAGGGAUAUGAAGUUAACAGCCCAAGAGUUGUGGAGGCUAUCAUGUAUGAAUGUGUUCCGGUUAUCAUAUCGGACAAUUUUGUGCCUCCAUUUUUCGAGGUCUUGAAUUGGAAAUCAUUUGCUGUUUUUGUUUCGGAGAAGGACAUUCCAAAUUUGAAGAGUAUUCUCCUUUCCAUCCCAGUAAAGAAGUAUCUUCAGAUGCGGAUGAGAGUUAAAAAAGUGCAGCAGCAUUUUCUUUGGCAUAGGAGUCCUGUCAAAUAUGAUAUAUAUCACAUGGUACUUCAUUCUAUUUGGUACAAUAGAGUUUUCACCGCAAGAACUGCAUAA
Messenger RNA from Medicago truncatula (barrel medic), 1464 nucleotides. Its product is annotated as probable glycosyltransferase At5g03795. The record is from RefSeq and is a predicted model, not a curated record. NCBI's taxonomy places the organism in Eukaryota, Viridiplantae, Streptophyta, Magnoliopsida, Fabales, Fabaceae. Gene Ontology annotation, molecular function: glycosyltransferase activity. The transcript has 4 exons. Bases 1 to 1464 code for a protein of 487 amino acids.